This is a messenger RNA of Nothobranchius furzeri (turquoise killifish), 3243 nucleotides long. The record is from RefSeq and is a predicted model, not a curated record. Lineage: Eukaryota; Metazoa; Chordata; Actinopteri; Cyprinodontiformes; Nothobranchiidae.
UGGAGAUGCAGGGGAACCAGUAAAGGUUCAGUUGUCAUUGUCUUUGUUUUUGACGCCCCUCCUGCUUCUUUUAGGCUCAGACCGGUACAAGGUGUCAGGAUAUUACCAUACAAUGCUGUGUAUUUACCGUUUUACGUAAUCUGCCCCGGAAGCCGGGUACUUAUAGUCACGCAGGUUUGAGGAGAUGAAAGACUUAAAACGACGUAGCACUGGAUACUCUGCAGCCCUGGCUCUGCUUCUGCAAACAGAUUCUGUGUUUUCUGAGUGACGUGGACUCAGGCUGCCUGCUAUUUAUUCUAUUUUGUGAUUUGGUUGUUUUUUUUUCCAGAGGAAGGAAGCUUAUUUCUUUCAUUUUUAUUUACUUAUUUAGAGCUGAGGGUCAAGGUAACUACACUUAAAAGGUGGACGGUCAGUCAGGCAGCCAUGCGAGGCCAGCGUGUGGUGGAGACCGAGUGCAGGUACUGGAACCCAGCGGUCUGGCUCCUGGCAUCCUUGCUGGGUUCCCUCAUCUUAGGGGCCAUGAGCGUUCUGCAACGACUCGGAGACUUAAAGAUAAACAAACGAGAUGCAUCAAUUGUUUCAGCCGGUGCGAUGCAAAGCCUACCAGGAUUGCUAUACCAAGUCAGGCUGGUGAACGGACGCACCGGGUGUGAGGGCAGAGUGGAGGUAGGCUUCAACAACACCUGGGGCACAGUGUGUGACGAUGACUGGGACAUGGUGGAUGCCAACGUGGUGUGCAGGCAGUUGGGAUGUGGCGUGGCUGCAGCCGUAGUCAGCAGCUCUCACUUCGGACGGGGGAAAGGGUUGAUCGCUUUGGACAACGUGGACUGUGGGGGCAAUGAAGCCGGCCUAAGCCAGUGUCUCAAUCUGGGCUGGGGCGUCAACAACUGUUACCACUAUGAGGAUGUGGGCAUUGUCUGCAGAGAGCCAUUCUUGUUUGGGGCAAGGGAUUUGGAGGUUCCCACCACACCGACCCUGCUAGACUCUGGUUUAGGAGAUGGCCUGAUCCGUUUGGUAAAUGGGCAGCACUCUUGCCAAGGACGGGUCGAGAUUCACUUCCAGGGACAGUGGGGGACGGUGUGUGACGAUGACUGGGACCUCAACGACGCCUCCGUGGUGUGCCUUCAGACAGGCUGUGGUAACGCCAUUGCUGCACACACCAACUCCUUCUUUGGCCACGGUACCGGCCCCAUCUUUCUGGACAAUGUCAACUGCACCAGCACUGAGUUCAACCUGGCGUCCUGUAAGAGCCUGGGCUGGGGCAAACACAACUGUGGACACCAUGAGGACGCUGGAGUCACCUGCACCGGAACCACCACCACAGCAGCCCCAUCCACGGCCACUCAAACAGUAUUGUGGAGAUCACUGAACAUCAACGGAACAGAAGCCAAUCCUGUCUCUACAUCAACAUCUACGUCAACGACCACAACAACGGUCACCACCACUACCACCACAACAACAAAAGCAACAACAACCACGACUGUUGCCACAACUAACAAGAAAACAGCUCAGUAUCCCCUCCGUUUGGUGAAUGGGAAUAACGACUGUGAGGGUCGUGUGGAGAUCCUCUUCAACAACGUGUGGGGGACAGUAUGUGACGACGCCUGGGACAUCAUUAAUGCCAGAGUGGUGUGCAGCCAGGUUGGUUGUGGCCCAGCUAUUGCAGCCAAGAACCAGGCCUACUUCGGCUAUGGAACGGGUCCCAUCCUGCUGGACAAUGUGGACUGUCAGGGCUCUGAAGCAGAGCUUGCCCAGUGCUUCAACCUAGGCUGGGGUCAGCACAACUGUGGCCACAAUGAGGAUUCUGGAGUAAUCUGUGCAAGUAAGACCUGAUCGGGCAUCAUUUGGCACCUCAACAUUAGACCUCCAUUUAUAUUGUGUAUACAUUGUAGUUAAAAUGGAAAAUAUUUGUAUUUAUUGUCAAAUUAUGAUCUAUCAAGAAUACGCAGUUCAAUAGGAAGCACACAAAUCCCACCCCGCUGAGCUGUGAUUUUUCACUAUGUGACUGUGUUCAUCAAGAAGGAUGCUAUGGAGGACAGAAACUGCCAAAAUAAAAUUAAUACAGCCAUAAAAUCAAUGAAUCAAAGUAAUUAACCCAAGAAAAAUAAGGGUGUUAGACAAUUGUUACUAUAUUAAAUGUAAUAUUUUUAUGUAAUAUUUAAAUUUUUAUUGCAAAAAGUAUCUUUCAUUCACCCCAGUAAUUUAAUCAUCUUUUUUCUUUGAUUUUCUUUUUAAAAUAUUUUUAAUCUUUUGAAUUGUUAGAGAUUUUUAUUUCUGUAUUGUAAUCCUUUAGUUUUUAAUUUAUUUAAUUCUAACAUGAUUUGGUUCUGUAUUUUUUACUUAAUUUUUUUUUCUCUAAUUUUUUUCAAACUAAGAUGUAUUUUCUUCUCUAAUAUUAACACCUUGGUUCUAUUUUUUCAUGUACCUUUUUAAAAAUUCUCUAUUUUAUUUUAUUUUAUUUUAUUUUAUUAUUUUAUUAUUUUAUUUUAUUUUAUUUUUAUUUACAAGGUGUUUGCACCCACAUCAUUGUAAAAUAGGGGAUGAUGCUAAAGGGGAGGGGAGGUCUUUCACAACUUUUCCUGCUGGUCAUCAUGAAGUUACUGUUCUGAGAUUGAUUAUGCAUGUCUUGCUGCCCAAGUAUCAGUGCCAUUUGAAAACAAGCGGUUUUCAGCCGUCUCCAGCAGAUUGCUGACUGAUCAACAUGAGACAGCGAACAGGGCAUGUUGCUAUCUCACCUGAAAAUAAGACUUCUGCUGAAGUGAACUCCAGUCUAGUCCCACGGAGUGUCCACCGCUACUACGCUGGAGAGUCAUCUCCUCGUGUCUCUUCUGGCUGUUUGGGCGCUUAAUGAAGGAAGAUGCUGGACUUCAACCAGCUUCAAGAAGAGUAUUCCUCUGUCUUAGCUGUCGCCAAGUUAAAGCGGUAAAAGUUUCCCUUUGUUGCCAGAAGAACUAGAAGAAACUCUGAUGUCGUCCUUACUCCACUUUUUGGUGACCAGUUUCAUUUUUGUCCCACCUAAACUGAGGACAACUUUUAAACAUGAAUGGACGUCCUCUGCCCUGAAUCUACAGCAAGAGGACAGAUGGAAAUGAAAGACUGUAUUUUUGUUUUUUAUUGAAAGUUGGGAAAAUGUCUUUGAAUAAAAUUGUUUUUGGUACUUUCAUAUCUUCAAACGCACAAUAUAUUGUUUCAAUAAAUGUUCAACUUUUGUGAAUAUAUUGUUUCAAUAAAUGUUCAACUUUU